Strongylocentrotus purpuratus (purple sea urchin) is the source of this 758-nucleotide messenger RNA. RefSeq lists its product as uncharacterized. Lineage: Eukaryota; Metazoa; Echinodermata; Echinoidea; Camarodonta; Strongylocentrotidae. The record is from RefSeq and is a predicted model, not a curated record. The coding region runs from base 63 to 572 and encodes 169 amino acids. The transcript has 2 exons.
GUAAUCUCGACCCACUGCCUACAUGGCUUCUGAAAGACUGCGUCGAAAUAUUUGUACCUAUCAUGAGCCAGAUUGUGAAUUCGUCCAUCACUUCCGGUGUAUUUCCAGAUAAGUUGAAGGAGGCUAUCAUCUUCCCUGUGCUGAAGAAGUCAUCGCUUGACCACGAGGUCAUGAAGAACUAUCGUCCGGUAUCGAAUAUCGCCUUCAUGUCCAAAGUACUUGAGCUUGCAGUGUCUACCAGACUUUCGUCGUAUCUUGGUGAUCAUGAUCUUCGUGAGCAAUUCCAGUCAGCAUACAAGCCUUCCCACAGCACGGAAACUGCCCUGCUUCGUGUAAAGCAGGACAUUCUUCAACAGAUUGACCAGAAGAGGGGAGUACUACUUGUGCUACUAGAUCUGAGCGCUGCCUUUGACACCAUAGAUCAUUCUAUUCUGCUGUCAAGACUUCAGACUGAGUAUGGCAUAAAGGAGACAGCCCUUCAAUGGUUUACAUCGUAUCUCACUGGACGUUCCUCACGUGUCUCUUUUCACGAUGUACAUCCGACCUGUUGGAGAUAUCAUCAAACGCCAUGAUCUCCAGUAUCAUCUUUACGCAGAUGAUACUCAGAUUUAUUGUAGUUUUGAUCCACGCAAUCAAGCUAGUCUCGAUGAAGCCUGCAAUAGGUUGGAAACAUGUAUAGGCGAGUUGAGUCGAUGGAUGACAAGCAAUAUGCUGAAACUUAAUGAAGACAAAUCGGAAAUCAUCAUUCUGUCAUCCAG